GCGAUUUAUUUUUAAACCAACUAGGGCAGUUGAUUUCCCCUCGAAAUUAUUUGUUUUGAUUUUCUUUAAAAUUUACAGCAUUAAUUAAACUAGUUAAAAAUGAAUGAUCCGAACCAGAACUAUCAAAAUCAUCCAGCACCAGUAGUGAUAAAUCCACCAAGCUCAGCGAAUCCACAACAAGGAGCGAUGAAUUAUGGAUUUUCCACAGACGAGCUUCGUGUACUAAGAGAAUGCAACAUUGAGUCAUUUUAUCAGAGGAGCUUACCCAUUGGAGUUGGUAUGGGAGUAGCUACAUGGCUAGCCGUUCAAAAAGGCAUUUUAACAGCAUCGACAAAAUUUGGACCUACCCCAAAAGUGGUUGUUGCAGGAAUAAUGGGAUAUUUUAUUGGAAAGUUCUCUUACCAAAAUAAGUGUGCAGAAAAGAUGAUGAGACUGCCAAAUUCGAGAUUGGGAGAAGCACUGAGACGUAGAAAGAAGGGCGAAUAUUUCGAACAAAUUAAUUCAGAUGGUGGCUUGUCAUUGUCACCUUUUUCGUCAUCAACGGAUGUCUAUACUGAUGAGUCGAUGAAAGGCUCUCAAAACAAUUCACUGGAUCUUGAUAUUGAAAGACCAGUUAAUUUUGGACUAGAUGAUACUUAUAGACCAUCAAUUGAUACGCCAGAUAGAAGUUUCAAUGAUAAUUUGCCGUUGGAAGCUCCAAAAACUACAACGACUUAUGAAGAAUUACGUAAAAGGAAUAGAGAAGAUUAUGAUAAAAAGGCUGCUAAUCCUUAUUAUAGACCAAUUGCACAAGAUGAAGCUCCAACUGUUAUUAGACAGCGUGAGAGACCGACUGUAAAUGAUUAUCCAUUGCAAUCAGGUCCACAGAACAAAUAUGGAGAUGUUUGGACGAAAUGAAUUGUUAAUUAAUGAUGUUCCUUUAGUGCAUUACAUAAUAAAUCAAGAGUGUAGCUCUAAGCGCUUUUACUUACUGAUUAA
Chironomus riparius is the source of this 978-nucleotide messenger RNA. The record is from the annotation of a GenBank genome assembly. NCBI's taxonomy places the organism in Eukaryota, Metazoa, Arthropoda, Insecta, Diptera, Chironomidae.